CUUUUUCUCCAUAGGAAACUGUGAUGUGAAGCCCACCAGAUACAUCCACACUGCAUCAGUACCACCACUGUGAGCCAAAGGAGAAGAAUGUUCUUGGAUCCCCUUGCCCUGCUCCUGCCACAACAUUCCUCCUCCUAGUCCCAGCCCCCCCAACCCCUGCCUAUGCCUCCAUAAACAAACCCUCCCCUGUCUCCCCCCCACCUCCCCCUCCUCCGGCGGCAGCAGCGCUCUCUUCCUCCGCGACUGGUUCUCCCUCCAUCCUGCUGUGUUUUCCGCGGAUUGACGCGAAGUGUUCUUGGGGCGAUUUGAUUUCGAGGGGUCCGUGAUUUGGUGGGUUUAGUAGGUACCAUAGUCCUCUCCAAUCUUCUUCCCAAAGGUCCCUUCUUUUUUCUCCUUUUCCUGGAUUAGCGGCCUGGUGUAGAUGUGCAACCUCGUGUGGGCGCUCCGUGUAAUCUGGACGCUGUUCGUCUUCCGCAUCGUCGUCUGAUCGAUCGAUGAUGCUCUGCCCCGUGUUCUCCGCGGAUUGAUUCUCUUAGGCUAGAUUGAAGGUUUUCGUGUUCCUGUUUGUGGGGAAAGUGCUGUUUCCUUUCCUUUUCUUCUUCGUUCUUUCCCUUUUGGUUAUUUUUCUCGAGGGGUUUGGUUCUUCUUGGGGCCGGCGCGUGGAAAGCUGGAAUCUCUCUGCCUUUGAUCCCAAGGAACCGGCUGCCUCGUUGAUGUAGUGUGGUGCCCUGUUGGAACUUGGGCGCUCUUCUAACAUGGCCUGUCUGAAGCUGGGAUCAAGAGCUGAUGUGUUCAGGAAGCAGGGCCAAGAAUGGUAUUGUACUACUGGUCUUCCUAGUGACGUAACUGUGGUAGUUGGGGAGCAAUCUUUUCAUCUCCACAAGUUCCCUCUAUUAUUAAAGAGUGGCCUUUUGGAAUGUCGUAUCAGAGAGAAAAUUGAGACGGGAGAAGAUAGUUGUGUCAUUGAUCUUUCUGAUAUUCCUGGGGGAGCAAAGGCUUUUGAACUAGCUGCAAGGUUCUGCUAUGGUGUAAAGUUUGAAAUGACUUCCUCCAAUGUCGUGCAUCUUCGCUGCGCUGCUGAUUAUCUCGAGAUGACUGAAGAGAUUGCCGAGGGAAAUUUGAUUGCGCAGACAGAGAGUUUCCUUACCCAAACAGUCCUCAAAAGCUGGAAGGACUCAAUCAAAGCCCUUCAUACUUGCGACAAUGUCAUUGAUAUUGCUGAAAAAUUGCAAGUCGUAAAGAGGUGCAUCGACUCGGUUGCAACCAAAUCAUGUACCGAUCCUGAUUUAUUUGGCUGGCCAGUUGUCCAGUAUGGCGGCCCUAUGCAGAGUCCUGGUGGGAGCUUUUUGUGGAAUGGUAUUAGCACUGGAGCAAGGCCAAGAAAUAGCAGCUCAGAUUGGUGGUAUGAUGAUGUGUCAUGCUUAAGCCUUCCAUUAUACAAGAAGGUCAUCUCAGCUAUGGAAUACCGAGGCAUCGAUCAGGACAUUAUCGUUGGAUCCCUUAAUCAUUAUGCCAAAAGGCGUUUACCUGGUCUCAAUCGGCGUAAAAGCAUUAGUGAUGUCAGCAGCUGCCUUUCAAUGACAACCUUAACAGCCAUGCCUUCUGAAGAGGAGCAAAAGUAUCUUCUUGAGGAGAUUGAUAGGCUGUUGCCUUUCCAAAGGGGUGUUACAUCUUGCAAGCUGUUGUUUGGCCUUCUGCGCACAUCAAUCUUCCUUAAAGCCAGCUCCUCCUGCGUGUCCAACUUGGAGAGACGGAUCGGUUUGCAGCUUGACAAGGCCACUCUGGAAGAUAUUUUGAUACCAAACAUGUCUGAGUCUGUUGAAACACUUUAUGAUGUGGAUUGCAUCCAUAGGAUUCUUGACCACUUCUUGACAAUGGAUCAAGAAACUGGUGGAGCUUCCCCUGGCCUUGGUGACGAUGGGCAAAUAUUAGCUUCUCCUUCACUAAUGCCGGUAACUAUGGUUGCUAAGUUGAUUGAUGGCUACUUAGCUGAAGUUGCGCCAGAUGUCAACCUAAAGCUUCAAAAGUUUCGAUCUUUGGCUGCUGCCAUACCAGAUUAUGCUCGGCCAAUAGAUGAUGGACUUUAUCGUGCUGUUGACAUAUAUCUGAAGGCGCACCCCCAUCUUCCAGAGUCGGAGAAGGAAGAACUUUGCCGGGUGAUGGACUGCCAGAAGCUCUCCCUGGAAGCAUGCACCCACGCAGCGCAGAACGAGCGUCUCCCCCUUCGGGUCAUCGUGCAGGUCCUCUUCUUCGAGCAGCUCCAGCUGCGGAGUUCCAUUGCCGAGUGCCUCAUGAUCUCUGAGAACCUUGAGGGCGGUUCAAGGCAGCUCGGCCUGCCAAUCUCUGCCGAACAACACCGUGGCGUAGGCUGGCCUCUGGCCACCAGGGAAAACCAAGCACUGCGGGAGGGCAUGGACGGCAUGAAGCAGCGGGUGGCGGAGCUGGAGAAGGAGUGCUCCACCAUGAGGGAGGAGAUCGAGAGGCUGGGCCGCAGCAGGAAUGCCAGCAAGAGCUGGCUGUCCUCCCUUGGCCUCGGCGGCACCAAGCCGCAGAUCUGCAGCACCAAGGAUGCUGCUCCAACAACUGCGAGUGACGACAACAAGCUUGCCGUGGUGAAGGCUGACGCCACACCCCGGCUGAAGCUCAGCAGACACAAGAAAAACCUGUCCAUAGAUGCCUAGCUCCAGCCUCUUUCUUUCUCUCUCUGUAACUCUGAUGAUCAUUUCAAAACUCAGUUAAUUACUGCUGCGUCUGUGAACUCAGUCCUUAGAUGUUUUGUUUUUACAUACCACCACCCAUGGAUGAAGAACUGAGAAGAACAAAGCUAUCGAGACAUGAUCCUAAGUUUUUUGACAGUGUUUUGAGUGAAAUAUAUUGUAAGUGCAUGGCCAUGAUGGCAUUGUUAACAUCUUCCUGGAUCA
This is a messenger RNA of Brachypodium distachyon (stiff brome), 2921 nucleotides long. Its product is annotated as BTB/POZ domain-containing protein At1g30440. Bases 756 to 2681 code for a protein of 641 amino acids. Gene Ontology annotation, molecular function: protein binding. The record is from RefSeq and is a predicted model, not a curated record. The transcript has 4 exons. NCBI's taxonomy places the organism in Eukaryota, Viridiplantae, Streptophyta, Magnoliopsida, Poales, Poaceae.